UUGAUUUGCUAUUUUGCUGCAUUUCUGUUUCAUCGUCCCCUCUGCGACUCUUGGGAAAACAAUGGCGAAUUCUUCGGUGAACGGGUUGAAAACUCUGUUCAUCUUGUUGGGCUGUAUUAUGGUGGUCACUCUCAUCUUCACCAUCUACAUCGAUGGUCUUCCUUUUCGCAAAGACAUCCUCACACCGUGGAUGGCAGCAACCUUGGUUGACUUCUAUAUCAACGUUGUAGCUUUGGCGGCAUGGGUUCUCUACAGGGAAUCUAACUGGCUCAGUGCAAUAAUCUGGAUAAUUCUGCUAGUAUGCUUUGGCAGCAUUACUACAUGUGCCUACAUUGUUAUGCUAUUUUUUAAGCUGACAUCAUCUCAAGAGUCUAUACAAGAUCCCAUGUAUUGUGUUCUCUUGCGGCAUCCAAUCGAGUACAUAUGCAAAACUCCAGACAAGGAUGGCAUGGAACAAAAGUGGAAGCAAUCUUAUGUCUUGACUCUCAGAAUCCUUUUCAGUGUUUUGGGUUUUUUGAUGUUGGGAACGUUAAUUUAUACUCUCUUAACAGAUGGCUCUCCUUUCCGCCAAGAGCUUUUAACUCCGUGGAUGGUAGCAACACUAAUUGACUUCUAUAUCAAUGUUGUGGCUCUAUCAGUUUGGGUGACGUACAAGGAAUCAAGUUGGAUUAGUGCAAUCUUUUGGAUUAUUCUUCUGAUAUGUUUUGGCAGUAUUACUACAUGUUUCUACAUUGUCUGGAAGCUGUUCCAGCUCAGUUCGGAACAUCCAGUCUACCUUGUUUUAUCGAAUAGUGGCAACAGGCAAGUUUAAUCACAUGUUUGGCUUUUGAGUUUUCACACUACAUGGCAGAAAACAGGUAUAAGUUUGUGGGAAAACAGUGUAACACUGGUCUUGAUGAGCAAGAAGGUUUUUAGGUCAAUCUGGUGCAAAUGAAAAUUAGAGUACUCAAUUUGUUGGAUAUGGAAACUACCCAUAUAUUCUGAUUGUAAUCUCCUAAUAAUUUCUUUCCAUAAUAGUUUGUAUUCAUUUCCAUAAUGGUUUCUCUUCU
Messenger RNA from Corylus avellana, 1049 nucleotides. RefSeq lists its product as uncharacterized. The record is from RefSeq and is a predicted model, not a curated record. NCBI's taxonomy places the organism in Eukaryota, Viridiplantae, Streptophyta, Magnoliopsida, Fagales, Betulaceae.